AUUGCCUUGUUGUGUUACUGGCAGCAGCAGAACUGAACUAGUUCCUCUGACAAAGGAAUUGCCCAAGGUAAGUCUUGGGGAUCUGUUGGUAGAUCCUAGGGGAGAGACUCGAUUCUCGUGAUCCCGCCGCUUCUCUCGGCCGUCCAUGUUUGCCGACGUUGUGCUCUGCUCGGAAACGCGUCGGCCAUUGUAGAGAAGGCGAGAAGUCAGGACGUGGGUCAGACUAGAAGGUGGCGCCACGGGGUGACCGAAAAAUGCUCGACGAAAUGGCUGUGAGGCCAACACCUGCUCGGAAGAGCCAACGAAGUGGCGGCACGGCGAUGGCGGCGACCCUGAUGCUGCGCGGGAAAGAUAGAGGCCAUCGUUGGAGUGGGGCAUGCAGGUUUGCGGAGUCUUGCAGGGUGCAAGGUGUGGAGAAGAAAUUUCCCAGUUGGAGCUUGACUCGGAGUCAUGGUCUAUGGUCUUUAAGUUACUCUGGAUUAUUUCACCGGCUACUAGUCUAACGUCUGAAACAAACUGCUACUCAAAUAUCAGGCGCGGUGUGUCUUCACCAACGGGUCUAACCAGUCUAAAUCAGUGUGGAAUGGUAAGCACAAAGCUGGAGUAAUUCACACCACAAAUGGUGAUGUCUGUCAGUAUGUGCCUUUCGCUGCUGCCAACAGGGUCAAUGUGACUGCAGCAUCAGGUAGAAUUUUUGUGCAGUAAACACCCGCAGUCUGCAAUUUCAAUCCAUCUCUUCCCCUCUCCUCGACAUUCCAAUUCACACUCUUUGAUUGGAGGAAUUCAAGAUGGAGCCUGCCAUAUCUGCCGUAACAGGUGAGCUUGUGAGCAGAUUCGUCUCCUUCCUCACCAACAAGUACCACUCAAGCCGUGCAUACUCGGAAGAGAAGCAGUUUGAGAAGCUCCACCAACUGCUCCUGAGAGUUCGAACGGUCGUCGAGGAGGCAGACGGGCGAUACAUCACCAACUCCGGGAUGCUGGCACAGCUCAAAAUGCUUGCAGACGCCAUGUACCAAGGCUACUGGACACGGGACGCGUUCAAGUAUAGGUCCCUCGAGGAGACUCCCAUGGAGGCUGAGGUUAGCAGCUCGGCUCGUUUGAAACGUUCUCGCUCAGUUCAUGAGGGCAGUCCUAGACAGAGCAAAGCCAGGUAUCUUCUCGAGCUGCAAGGUGCAUUGGAAAGGUUAGAAAAUGUUGUUGCUCAUAUGACGGAAUUUGUUGUCAUUUUGGGUGGGUGCGAUCGUAUGAUGCGGAGACCAUACGAUGCCUAUCUUUACAUUGAGAAUCUCAUGUUUGGUCGCCAUACCGAGAAGCAAGAGCUCUCAAACUUUCUGUUGCAACACAACCAUCUUGCUACUGCACCGGCUGUUCUUCCAAUCAUUGGUGCGUUUGGAGUCGGGAAGAAAACUCUGGUCGCACAUGUAUGCAACGAUGAGAGGGUUAGAUCUCGUUUCUCUGUGAUUUUGUAUCUGGGUGAAGCUGAUUUUCUAAGAAUAGCAGAGGACGCAAGCCCUGUGUCAGAAAAUACGUUGGUCGUUGUUGAUUUUGUUUCAGAUGUGGAUGAGAAGGAUUGGACAAAGUUUUAUUCAGCUGUGGCAAGAAUGGAUAGAGGAAACAAGGUGGUAAUCUUAAGCCGGCAUAAGAAAUCAGAGAGAUUUGGAACUGUGAAGCCCCUUUUUCUCAAUGUCCUUUCAUAUGAGGAGUUCAGCUACCUCUUCAAGACACUCGCAUUUGGAAGUGCGAACCAGCUGGAAUAUCCACGGUUAGUAAGAAUAGCAGAUGAAUUUGCCAGGGAGUUGCAAUCGGAGGAGUGGUCACUGGUUACCGCCAAUUUACUUGCAGAUGUAAUAAGAAGAGACCUUGAUGAUUAUUUCUGGCUUUGCAUACUGAGCAGGCUUAGAAGAGUAGUUGAGAGAAACUUCUCCAUGUACGGCGAGCACCCAAAAUUACUUCUGGAAAGAGGUCAUGAUAUAGCCGUGAUGGACUUCGUUUUGCAUCCUGUUCGUCCACUUCCCGUCAUUUGCAGCAGCAAAAACGAUGCUCCCAUGAAGAAAGAACUAUCAAAGGUUACAUUCAAAGAACUAUUAGUAGAUUCUGGUGUGAGGCCAAAAGUAGAGUUUGGUCAAUUGACAUGGGAAUCAAGGCUGCCACCUUAUACUUCAUUUGAUCACAUUGUUUCAAGUUGUGUUCAAGAUAUGACUGGAUAUGCUCCUUUGUCACGGAGGAAGCGUGGAGAGGUGCCUCUCUGAUCUUACAAUAUGAUCCCUUGACUAAUGCCAUGCGGAAUUAUAUAUCAUUUCUGCAGUUCCAGUCUUAAUUAUGAGUAUAAUUCCAUGGUCAAACUGUUUUGAUGAUUGUGAUUUCCAUGGUCAAACUGUUUAUAAUGUAACAACCAAACAAAGGGCUUGUUUGGAUCGUUAAGCUUUGGAAAUCACAAUUUCCAUAAGUAUUUCAAGUGUUGUAGGCAUGGAAUUUGUAGUUUUGUAAUCAUAUAUGCUUGUCUUGUUUCUUUCUUU
This is a messenger RNA of Brachypodium distachyon (stiff brome), 2516 nucleotides long. RefSeq names its product disease resistance protein RGA2. The record is from RefSeq and is a predicted model, not a curated record. NCBI's taxonomy places the organism in Eukaryota, Viridiplantae, Streptophyta, Magnoliopsida, Poales, Poaceae. The coding region runs from base 789 to 2249 and encodes 486 amino acids. The transcript is spliced from 2 exons.